This is a messenger RNA of Knipowitschia caucasica, 336 nucleotides long. The record is from the annotation of a GenBank genome assembly. Lineage: Eukaryota; Metazoa; Chordata; Actinopteri; Gobiiformes; Gobiidae.
AUGCAGCUGUGGACCAAGUAUAACGAGAGUCACCACCGCCUCUACCAGCGCCUCUACCAGCGCCUCUACCAGCGCCUCUACCAGCGCCUCUACCAGCGCCUCUACCAGCGCCUCUACCAGCACCUCUACCAGCGCCUCUACCAGCGCCUCUACCAGCGCCUCUACCAGCACCUCUACCAGCGCCUCUACCAGCGCCUCUACCAGCACCUCUACCAGCACCUCUACCAGCGCCUCUACCAACGCCUCUACCAGCACCUCUACCAGCGCCUCUACCAACGCCUCUACCAGCACCUCUACCAACGCGCCUGGGCCCAACUUGAGCCCCACGUGACGUAG